Pygocentrus nattereri (red-bellied piranha) is the source of this 8330-nucleotide messenger RNA. RefSeq names its product disco-interacting protein 2 homolog Bb (gene dip2bb). Lineage: Eukaryota; Metazoa; Chordata; Actinopteri; Characiformes; Serrasalmidae. The coding region runs from base 198 to 5048 and encodes 1616 amino acids. The transcript has 41 exons. The record is from RefSeq and is a predicted model, not a curated record.
CCGGGCUGCGGGUCACGUGACUCUCUCCAUCGGUCUGGAUCUCUGUCUCUCUCGGUAUGGCGGAGAUGGAGCGCUUCACUGAUGGAGCUCGUCCUGCCGUGUAACAGCCGCUAUCUAUGCUCGCUGGAAGCGGGGGAGCUGCUGUAGUUCGUGGGGAACCGCUCUGCGCUGUGCUUUAGCCGCCUCUCCGCUCAGGCAUGGCGGAGCGAGGUGUGGAGGUGUCCGCUCUGCCCGCGGAGGUCCGGGAGCAGCUCGCCGAGCUAGACCUGGAGCUGUCCGAGGGUGACAUCACGCAAAAAGGAUAUGAGAAGAAGAGGGCUAAGCUACUUGCUCCUUACAUCAUCCAAGCACAAAAUUUGGCUCCGCCCCCACAGCAGGAUGGACAGGAGCCUGGCCCAAGCUCUGCCACUGCACCUAGUAACGCUUCCUCAAGCUCCUCAUCCUCUCGCCAUCGCCGCACACGCCGACCGCACCGCAGUGGUGGAACCAGAGAUGAACGCUAUAGAUCAGAUAUCCAUACUGAGGCUGUACAGGCUGCCUUAGCCAAACAUAAAGAGGAGAAGAUGGCGCUGCCUAUGCCGACCAAACGGCGCUCAACAUAUGUGCAGUCACCCAUCGACAACUGCACCCCACCAGACUCCUCCUCUUCCUCGGAUGAUGAAGGUGGGGUGAGUGGUGAAAGUGGCGAACAGCAGCAGUCUCCUGACUCCUGGAUGAACAGCUCCAUCCAUGGCUCGUCCACUUCCUCAUCCUCAGCCUCCUCCACAAUGUCCCAUGGCGAGUCUCGCCCACCGCAAGCCCCGCAGCCCCAGAGCCAGCAGCAGCUUCCCCCACAGUACCCCCCACCACCCCACUCACACUCACAGCCCUCUGCCCUUGCCGAGGCCUUCGCUCACGCACGCAUCGUGACAAGAACAGGACGAGAUCCUCCAGCAGGUGCUCUGGGGCCUGAUGGCGCUCCACAGGCUCAAGCCAGGGCGAGAGGCUCGCGUGUGGACCUGCCUUCCAACGUUGUGGUGAGAGGAAUGAGCCGCGGACAGAGCAGAUCAAGCAUGAUGGAGACUGCUGACGUGAGAAGAGUGGGGAAAGGUGUUCCAGUGUCCAGCCGCGUGUCCACUAAGAUCCAGCAGUUGCUCAACACACUGAAAAGGCCCAAACGACCCCCACUCAGCGAGUUUUUUAUGGACGACCAGGAGGAGAUUGUAGAAGUUCCUCGGCCAGAUCCUAACACCCCAAAGCCAGAGGGCCGGCAGAUAAUUCCAGUAAAAGGGGAGCCACUGGGUGUGGUCAGUAAUUGGCCUCCUGCCCUCCAGGCUGCAUUGACCCGAUGGGGAGCCACUCAGGGCAAAAGCCCUGCCCUCACAGCCCUUGACAUUACAGGAAAACCACUCUACACACUCACAUAUGGGAAACUGUGGAGUCGUAGUGUUAAGCUGGCCUACACACUCCUUAACAAGCUGGGGACCAAGAACGAACAGAUCCUCAAACCAGGAGACCGGGUGGCACUGGUGUACCCCAACAGUGACCCAGGGAUGUUCUGGGUGGCGUUUUAUGGCUGUCUGCUUGCAGAGGUGAUUCCUGUGCCCAUAGAAGUGCCAUUGUCCCGCAAGGAUGCAGGCAGUAGUCAGAUUGGCUUCUUAUUGGGCAGCUGUGGGGUUAGUCUGGCCCUGACCAGUGAGAUUUGCCUAAAGGGUUUACCGAAAACCCCCACUGGAGAAAUACUGCAGUUCAAAGGCUGGCCAAGACUAAAAUGGGUAAUUACUGACUCUAAAUACCUCACAAAACCUUCAAAAGACUGGCAGCCACAUAUCCCGACUGCUAAUACAGACACUGCAUAUAUAGAGUAUAAGGCGAGUAAGGAGGGGACAGUGAUGGGUGUUGCUGUGUCGAAGGUCGCCAUGCUAACACAUUGUCAGGCCCUCACACAGGCCUGUAACUACUGUGAGGGUGAAACACUGGUGAAUGUUCUGGACUUUAAGAAGGACAUGGGUCUGUGGCAUGGAGUUCUCACAAGUGUGAUGAACCGGAUUCACACCAUCAGUGUUCCUUAUGCAGUAAUGAAAGCCUGUCCUCUGUCCUGGGUCCAGCGGGUUCACAUACACAAAGCGCGUAUUGCCUUGGUGAAGUGUCGUGACCUACACUGGGCCAUGAUGGCACACAGAGAGCAGAGAGACAUUAGCCUGGCCUCCCUGCGUAUGCUGAUUGUCGCUGAUGGAGCCAAUCCCUGGUCCGUAUCAUCAUGUGAUGCUUUUUUGAACGUGUUCCAGGCUCACGGUCUGAAGCCAGAGGUCAUCUGUCCAUGUGCUACCUCCCCUGAGGCCAUGACUGUGGCCAUUCGCAGGCCUGGAGUUCCUGGCGCUCCUCUCCCAGCACGGGCCAUCCUCUCAAUGACCGGCCUGAGCCAUGGGGUUAUCAGGGUCAACACAGAGGACAAAAACUCUGCCCUCACUGUCCAGGACGUGGGCCAUGUCAUGCCUGGAGCUUUGAUGUGCAUCGUGAAGCCGGAUGGGCCGCCCAUGCUGUGUAAGACUGAUGAGAUAGGAGAGAUUGUGGUGAACUCUCGUGCUGGGGGGACCAUGUACUACGGACUGUCUGGAGUCACCAAAAACACAUUUGAGGUUAUUCCAGUUAAUGCUAGUGGCGCCCCUAUUGGAGAAAUCCCAUUUGUGCGCUCUGGACUGCUGGGAUUUGUAGGACCGGGAAGUUUGAUAUUUGUGGUGGGGAAGAACGAGGGCUUGUUGACGGUCAGUGGCCGUCGACACAAUGCUGAUGACCUGGUGGCUACAGCUCUAGCAGUGGAGCCGGUAAAGACUGUGUACAGAGGCAGGAUUGCUGUGUUCUCAGUGACAGUGUUCUAUGAUGAGCGAAUAGUAAUAGUGGCGGAGCAGCGGCCUGAUGCCAGUGAAGAGGACAGCUUCCAGUGGAUGAGCCGAGUACUGCAGGCCAUAGACAGCAUCCAUCAGGUGGGCCUGUAUUGCUUAGCAUUGGUUCCUGCCAACACGCUGCCAAAGACUCCUCUGGGGGGCAUACACAUUUCUGAGACUAAACAGCUGUUUCUGGAGGGCUCACUGCACCCCUGCAACAUCCUCAUGUGCCCCCACACCUGCGUCACCAACAUGCCCAAACCACGGCAGAAACAGCCAGUUGGUGUGGGUCCUGCCUCUAUUAUGGUGGGUAACCUGGUUGCUGGGAAGAGAAUUGCUCAGGCAGCAGGCAGAGAUUUGGGAAUGAUAGAGGAUCAAGACCUCGUCAGAAAGCUGUGCAUGUGGCCUACUAUGAUGCACCAGUUCCUCACAGAGGCUUUGCAGUGGAGAGCACAAACAGACCCUGAUCAUGUGCUCUAUGUGCUGCUAAAUGCAAAGGGUGUAGCAGUAUGUACGGCUACAUGUGUUCAGCUUCACAAAAGAGCAGAAAAGAUUGCGGCUGCGCUCAUGGAAAGAAGCGGCAUUAACACUGGAGAGAAUGUUGUGUUGUUAUACCCACCAGGAAUUGAUCUGAUUGCUGCAUUUUAUGGCUGUUUGUAUGCUGGUUGUAUUCCUGUCACCGUGAGACCACCACAUCCACAGAACCUCUCAGCCACACUUCCCACAGUCCGCAUGAUCAUUGACGUCAGUAAGGCUGCUUGCAUCCUCACUACUCAGGUUCUAAUGAAGAUUCUUAGAUCGAAAGAAGCAGCCGCUUCUGUCAACAUAAAAACAUGGCCCAUCAUAAUAGACACAGAUGACCUUCCACGCAAGCGCCCCCCCUCCAUCUACAAACCUCCAUCCGCAGAGAUGAUUGCGUACCUGGACUUCAGUGUCUCCACCACAGGCAUGCUUACAGGGGUCAAGAUUUCUCAUGCGGCAGUGAGUGCUCUGUGUCGCUCCAUAAAGCUGCAGUGUGAGCUCUACUCCUCACGCCAGAUCGCCAUCUGCCUCGACCCUUACUGUGGACUCGGCUUUGUGCUCUGGUGCCUUGCGAGUGUGUACUCAGGUCAUCAAUCAAUCCUGAUUCCUCCUCUGGAGCUGGAGAGCUCACUGUCUCUGUGGCUGAGCACGCUCAGUCAGUACCGCAUCAGAGACACCUUCUGCUCCUACUCUGUCAUGGAACUCUGCACUAAGGGCCUCGGAGGACAGACUGAGAUCCUCAAGACUCGGGGAUUGAACCUGUCAUGUGUGAGGAGUUGUGUGGUUGUUGCUGAGGAGCGUCCACGUCUGGCUCUCACACAGUCCUUCUCUAAACUCUUCAAAGACCUAGGACUUUCUUCAAGAGCAGUCAGCACCGCCUUUGGAUCUAGAGUUAACCUGGCCAUCUGUCUGCAGGGUACCACUGGACCAGACCCUUCUACUGUGUUUGUGGACAUGAAGUCCCUACGACAUGAUAGGGUAAGACUGGUUGAAAGAGGAGCACCUCAGUCUCUUCCUCUGAUGGAGUCUGGAACAAUCCUUCCUGGAGUGAGGGUGAUAAUAGUGAAUCCAGAAACCAGGGGGCCGCUAGGGGAUUCUCAUCUGGGAGAGAUUUGGGUGAACAGUCCUCACACAGCGACAGGCUACUACACCAUCUACGGAGAGGAGAGCCUGCAGGCUGACCACUUCAACACCAAACUCAGCUUUGGAGAUCCACAAACACUCUGGGCCAGGACUGGAUACCUCGGCUUUAUUAAAAGGACUGAACUCACAGACUCCAGUGGAGACCGUCAUGAUGCUUUGUUUGUGGUGGGAUCUCUGGAUGAAACCCUGGAACUUAGGGGUCUGCGCUACCACCCUAUCGACAUAGAAACAAGCGUAUGUCGGGCUCAUCGCAGUAUCGGUGAAAGUGCUGUGUUUACCUGGACUAAUCUGCUUGUGGUCGUGUCAGAACUGUGCGGAUCAGAGCAGGACGCGCUGGACUUGGUCCCUUUGAUUACUAACGUGGUGCUAGAGGAGCAUCACCUGAUCGUAGGCGUGGUGGUGAUUGUUGAUCCUGGGGUCAUCCCUAUCAACUCUCGUGGUGAGAAACAGAGAAUGCACCUGAGAGACUCUUUCCUGGCCGAUCAGUUAGACCCCAUCUAUGUGGCCUACAACAUGUGAGUCAGCCCAAAUCCAGGCUUUGGAGUUAAAGAGCAGGCUGGAGAAGAUCUACAGAUCUGCAUAAAGAUUGAGACUUCUGCCUUAUGGCACAUAUGCUGGGUUUGAGUCUUCAUGAUGUGUAGAAGACUUCGUUGUUGCUUCACUAUGGGCAGAGUAUCAACUAUAAGUAAAAAAAAACCAUAAUGACAGACACUCAGAGGGUAGGAGAAGGUCAACAUACUGUUUUUUUUCCUUUUGAAACAGAGUGUUUAUUUAUUUUCUCCCCAAUAUCAGCAUUCCCAGUACCAACAUCUUCAGCAAAAUUAAUUAUUUUAAAAAUCUGAUCUAGUUUUUGCACCACUGCUACUUCAACCCUCUUCUAGCACUCAGUUAGUUUAAGCACUUUUAAGAGGGAUAAACUCUGUGUUUUGUACUGGGACAUGUUUUGAAUGAUCUAGUAAGUGAUCGUAUUGAUGAACUCUUGGUUUUAUUGACUGUUUGCUUCCUGUCAACCUGUAAGUGAAAAACUAACUAACCUAAUCAUUUCAGUGUGUGGAAUUAGGUAUUUACUUUUACUUCUGCGAACAUUAAACAGUCCUUUGGUUAAAGGACUGUAUCCACCACAACUGCAAUAUAGUUUUUAUUACAUUUUUGGAUUAUGUUUUGUUUUAUUUGAUGGAACUCAAAAUGGCUCAGUGAGCUGAAUUGAAUACAGCGUUUUGUUACAGACACUGAACUUUUAUUUACAAUGGUAUUAGGUCUGAUGUGUAGAAUUGCAAUUCGUUUAAAAUGUUAUUUUUAGUCAUUUUCUUUCUAUUUGUGUAUCAAUGCAAAUCUCAAAGGGAACUCAAAUGUAGGCUAAAAAUGGCUAAUGGUGUUUGUGAUGCUAUGAAAGUAGAGAAAUACUUAGCCAUUGACUCUUCUUAAGAUGGGUAAGGAAGGUUUUUUUUUUAUUAAUCAUUAUUUGAAAUGUUUGUGUCAUACACAUGGUGUCAUGUAGUUUGAAUGGAAGAUGAAAGACAUAUAUACAUCUCUUCAGUUCUUACUUCAAAACGGAAUGACAAGAACCAAAAUUAUAUACAUUACUGGCACUUUCCAGCCCACUACUUCAGCAUUAGGACAAGUUUUUUUUCCUUUCUUGAUCCAUUUAUGCACUUUAUGAAAGGCAUGAGGACUAUUAACAGCAAAUCAAAAGGGCAUUUUUGUCACAGUGCUGUGAUAUUAUCUUAAAAAUAGUUCUUAUUCACAGCAUAAUAUAAAUAAUGUAGGUACUGACAGACAUCACUAACAUGCUUGUAUGUGCAGCACAGUCUGUACACAUGAAAAAUCUUUGAAAAAUAGACAUAGUACCAGUCAAAAGUUUGGACACACCCACAGGAUUUUUGUUCAUUUUUAACUACAUUACCAGAUUCCAGCAGUCCUUAAGAAGUUCGAAUGUGCAUACUUGGAGGACAUUUAAGACUAUUUUUAUUACAUUUUUUAUAGCAAUUUCUAAGCAUCAACUUCACCAUUUAUAUUGAAUUAAAAACUAAUUUUAAGUACUUAAGCAUAACCCUUUAGUUAAAACUGUCAAAUGUCAUGCAUUCAAUCACUUUUGACUGGUACUGUAUGUUACAUGGAUAUGUAAAUAAAUACAUUUACAUAUCUGCCAUCUGCCAUUCUCACAUACAUAUUCAAGGAGAUUUGAUGCUUUCACCACUGAGGUACAAGGAGAUGACAUCAUACAAGUGCAUCAUACAAGCGCACACAGUCAUACACCCACUGGCUUACCAAAUAACCCACAGUCAAACCUAACAGCCAUGGUCUCUGGGACAUUCUGCUCCUUUUCUUCUCUCAUCUUAAGGUGCUUAGGAACAUCAGGACAAACUUUUCUGACUUCUAACUGGCAGGAAUGAAACCAGGAAUCUGUACAUGUAACCACUUUUACUGUAAAAUAGCAAACUGUACAAAGGCAGAGAUUUUACAUGCUCAAGUAUCAUUUCAGAAGGACAGUGGACACUUUCUGUACUGCACAGAGAUUUGUAUUGGGGUGCAGCUCAGACACCUGUGAACCACAGACUCUGUACAGAUGAAGAUAUGUACUGUACUGUAAUGUCCUUUGCUGUUCUCUGUCACAUUCUUGGUUGGUAUGAGUUUGAAUAACUGCUGUCAGUCAUGAUUUUGAGAUGCCCUCGGCUGGUCGAAUGGGAAUUUAAAGUGUAACUGAUUCAUUGUAAAUAGCUUGCUCUGUUUCUUUUCCUUUGUUAACACUUUGUGUGGCCUGCAUUUAGUUCUGUUCUGUUCCAGCUUCUUUUGAUGUUUAAGAGCAGAAACUUGCAUGAAAAAUCCAAGCACUGUGGGAGAUGGAAAGAAACUAUGUUGUAAUAACUCACCCAUGUAGAAUCAUGAUUUUAUUCAACCAUUAUUCUUCAUGGCGUGUGUGUGUGUGAGUGUGUGUAUGUCUGAGAGUUUAUGUGAGCAUGCCUGUGUGGAUGUUCAGGCGUGUCAAUUUUGGUUGUGGAGGAACAACAAUUAUGUGACUGUGAGUACACAGCUGAAUGGCAUUACUUUUCUAAUUAUGUUUUCACUGUGUUUAUCCCAAAAUCAGUUACACUAUUAUGAAUGGCAUUGUUUGGUUGCUAUUCUCAUAGUGAGGUGGAAUGUGUGGCUUUAGGUUCAAGCACAAAUCAGAGGAUGAACGUUUAUGUGGAAAUAUUCAGGGAAACAGUGCUUUCCAACUGUAAAGGGGUUUACUGUAUAUUCACUAAGAUACUUAGGGUAAAGUAAACAGGCUUUUUUGAAAAAUUGCUUUGCUUGCUGAUGUCUGCCUGCUGUGAAUAAGAAUGGGAAUAUGAGAGAAUGGCCAGGUAGAGGACUGCAUCUAAUAGGUACACUUUUCUCACUAUGCAAGCAGCUGUUCCACAGUCACAGUCCACAGUGCACACACAUACACACACUCACACCUCUACAGCCUGACAAAAGCACUCAAGAGGGAAAAAAAACACCCAUUUGGGGAACAGGCCUAAUGUAGAUUGGGAACAUUCAUAACCAUGACCAGAGAAUGCACUCCUCUCUUGUGUUGGUAUAUACUUUUAGUAAGUUUCAAUUAAUAAUAAUUACAGUAAUAAUGACAAUGUCAUGUUAUAGUUAAAAAGGGGUUGAUUUUGUGAUACUUUAACGUCAUGUAUAAAUAUUAAUGGAGCAACGUCAUUAUUAUGCAACCCUGUCCCCAUUAACUUUCACCUGUUUGAUUUUGUACAUUGGUUAAUUACUGUUUUAUAUUUAAAUGGCAAAAAAAGAAUUAAAAGCUUUUAUUUUGCAGCA